This is a messenger RNA of Cottoperca gobio, 3365 nucleotides long. It is a transcript of the gene rrp1, whose product is annotated as ribosomal RNA processing 1. The transcript is spliced from 17 exons. The record is from RefSeq and is a predicted model, not a curated record. Gene Ontology annotation, biological process: rRNA processing. Gene Ontology annotation, cellular component: preribosome, small subunit precursor; nucleus. Lineage: Eukaryota; Metazoa; Chordata; Actinopteri; Perciformes; Bovichtidae. Bases 122 to 3232 code for a protein of 1036 amino acids.
CAGUGCAGAACUACAACGUCCCACGGUCUGGACACGUCAUCAGUCCGCGCCGCACGGUUGAAACGUGCUUUGGUAAAGGAGAGGAGAGAGAAGACGAGUCCCCACGUGAAUCCGUGUUAACAUGGCGGCGAUUCAAGAGCCAGAAGUCCAGCUCGCACAGAGACUAGCUUCCAACGAGAAGCCAAUCCGGACCAAGGCUAUAAAGAAACUGAGGAAAUACAUAAAUGUCCGGUCUCACCACUCGACAAGUGGAUUCACAGUUGAUGAGCUGCUCAAGCUAUGGAAGGGUCUGUUCUACUGCCUGUGGAUGCAGGACAAACCACAGCUCCAGGAGGAGCUGUCCAACCAAAUCUCCACCCUGAUCCACAGCUUCCACAAUAUCGAUGGACAGUUGUUGUACCUGGAGAGCUUCCUGCAGACCUUCAAAAGAGAGUGGACUGGUAUCGACAGGCUGCGGAUGGACAAGUUCUUCCAGCUGGUUCGCUUCAUGUUCCGACAAACCUUUGAGAUGCUUAAGAGGAAAAACUGGGAUAGCUGUGUGGUUGGCAGGUUUCUGGAGCUGCUAACAGCACAGCUCCUGCAGAGCAGCAGCGCAGCGCCCAUCGGGCUGCAGUUCCACAUCCUAGACAUUUACAUGACUGAACUGGCAGCUGUGGGAUCAGCAGAGCUCACUGCUGAUCAGAACUUGAUAUUCAUCGAGCCAUUCUGCAAAACAGCAGCCAAAACCAAGGAUCGCUCUCUUUUCAGUGCCAUCUGCAACAGCAUCCUCAGCACUAUUAUUGACCAGGCCCCCUUUGCUAUCGAAGAUUUGAUGAAGGAGGUGAAAGCAGCUGAGGCCUCAGACUCAGACUCGGGACAGGCUUCUGAAGAGGACGAGCGUGACGACGAACUGAAAGAGAAAAUGAUCAAACCGGUGGGCGAGAAAGGGACAUGGAAGCAGAUUAACGGAAAUGAAGAAAAGGACGACGAUGACGAGGACGACGAUGAAGAGGACGACGAUGAAGAUGACGACGAUGCUGAUGAACUUCUUCACUUGGAAGACUCCGACACAGAGGAGUCAUGUGAUGAAGACGUCGGACCAGUCUUACAGUUUGCCUAUGCAGCCCUGGCAGACAAGCUGUUUGAGUUGGCCAGUCGGAGCAGCACACCCAGCCAGAACAGACAGAGACUCUACAAAAUCAUCAGAGUACUGCGUGACCUGAAUGAAGGCAUCUUUCCUCAGGACGAGUAUCCAGAGGAGGUCUCCACAGAUGAGGAUGAUGACAUGUUUGGUAGCAGGAAGCGGAUGAAGAGAGGACGAGGUCACGUGGAGGAUGAGGGUGUUCCAGCAGCCAAGAAAAGUAAAGGAAGGGAGGCAUCCACACUCAAAAAGCCAAACAAAGAGCCAGGGAAAGAUGACAAUGACCCAGCUGAUGUAACUGCACAUAAUGAAAACAAAACGAAGAAGAAGAGGAAGAGGAAGAAGAAAAGGAAAGCAGGGCAGGGUGGAAGUGCAGGUGUUGAGGAAAACGCAGACGGGUCUGAAAAAGAACAGACUGUGGCUCAAGCUCAAAGGACAAGUGAAGAGAUUGACUCCCUCUCAUCUGUGAAAGUGACGGAGGCAGCUACUCCAGAGGAUCAGUCCGAAACGCUGCUCCUCUCUGAAGUACAGAAACAGCCUGCAGUCACAGUCACAGAAGAAACGAGCCGACCAACUCCCUGCACAACUGACGAGGACCAAUCUGAAAAGUUUUCAAACAAGAAGAAAAAGGAGGAGACUUCUGAGCUCAAAGCUGAUGUGACACAGGUGGCAGAGGAUCAGCAGACUGUUGGAGCAGAGUCAGAGAGGUCCUCUGAAACUGCUGCUACAGUCUCGGGGGAGAAGAAGAAGAAGAAGAAGAGGAAAAAGAGGAAGUCUCUGAAGGCAGUGUUUCAUUCCGAUGAGAUUGUUGCUGUAUCGCAGGUCAAUGCAGAAGCUGAGAUCAUACCAGUAAGUAGUGAGGAGUCUGCUGAAAGAAAUGAAACGACACCACCUGAGACUGAUGCACCUCCUGCAAAGAAGGAAAAGAAGGGCCUGAUGGCUAAGAAACAUCUCAAGGAGGAUGAGGGUAAUGCUGUGAGCACAGAAGCAGAUUUCCCAUCAAAAUGUUGUGAGGAUUCAAAAGAAGAUGGCCCAACCACUGAACUGGACAAGCCAGAUGAUUCUACAACCCCGUUCAAAAAGAGGAGUAAGAAAAAGAACCUCAAGGCUGAAGCACCAAAGGUUGAGACUGAGGCACAGUUGGAGACAAAGGGGAAACAAACUGAUGCUGAAGUCCCAUCAAUUGAUGAGGAAGCAUCACAAGAUGCCACCGCAGUGCCACUUAAAAAGAAGAAGAAAGGCAAGCAGGAGGACGUUUCACCUGCUGCAGAUGAGAGCACUAUAACACCACUGAAGAAGAAGAGGAAAAAGACUCAAAAAGAAUUGAAGACAACAGUAGAAGAGGAGACAUCGACGGAAACGCCUCAGGCUGUGGAUGCCGAGUUUAAGAUCACCAUGACGACACCAGCAAAGAAGAAGAAAAAGAAGUCGGCAGCAGCCCAGGUGGACAAGAAAGAUGAAACGCAGUUGCAGAUGGAUUGCUGCUUCGAUGAGCUCCCAUUGGAUGAAACUGAAGUGGUCUCUUCUUCUGAGAAACCAUCCAAGAAGAAGAAGAAGAGGAAGAUCCCUGUGGUGUUUGAGUACGAGGCCGAUGAGCUGGAGGCGGCUGCACAGGAGGCUACGUCCAUCAACGGCUUUGCAGAAGAAGAAACUGUCGCCAAGAAGUCAAAAGCAGGAAGUGAUUUGACAAAGCCAUCCAUAUCUCUGCGCACUAAAAAGUCACAAAAGAAGGCGAAGACUUCCUUAGGGUCAGCGUCUGACCUGAUAACCUUCCAGAGCAAUGCUGCCGUCCCGACAGCACUCUUUUGCAGAACGCCGCUGUCCAGCAAGAAGAAGAGUCAAACUCCCCAAUCAGACUCCAAGAAGGUGACCUUCGGUCUCAAGAAUAAUAAGACGGCUGAGUUUAGGAAGACUGACCGCAGCCUGCUGGUGAGUCCAGACGGGUCAUCACGAGUGCCCUUUGACCCAACGCAGAAACCUAAGUUUGGGGUCUUAAAGUCUCCGCCCACAUCACUCUCUGCCAGAAAGACCCCCAAGGCCAACAGGAAGUCCAGCUUGAACACUCCAAAGGGCAUGGCUAAACGCCGCCCCUUGGCAGCAGACUUCUUCUAACAAACGCCUCGCUUACAGACUUCAGAUACAGACGUCAUGCUCUGUGUACUUGUGAGAGUGUGUGUGUGUCUAUAUAUAUAUAUAUAUAUAUAUAUACACACACACACACACACACACACAUUAUUUUACAUAU